AUGGACGAGAAAGCCAAUAUGGAAGCUAUCGACACCCGCACCUCCAGUCGUGAGGAGGCGGGUUAUAGCCACGUCCUUAAAGGGGAGCAUCUGGUUGCGAACGCGAAAUCCGCGGUCGAGGCUGAGCACAGCAUGGGUAUUCGCAAGGCCCUCAAAGCUUAUCCGAAGGCCAUUUUCUGGUGUCUGGCUGUCUCCAUGUGUGUAAUCAUGGAAGGCUACGAUACAAUCCUCAUCGGCAACUUCUACGCCUAUCCCGAAUUUGCGCGCAAGUACGGCCAACAGGUUCAGACAGACGACGGAUUAGAGUACCAACUGACGGCACCAUGGCAAGCCGGUCUCGGCAACGCGUCCGGUAUUGGAGCUUUCUUCGGCACCCUGCUCAAUGGUUAUCUCGUCGCAAAAUUCGGACAAGUGCGUGUGCUAGUAGCGUCACUUAUCACACUCAGCGCCUUCAUCUUCAUCGUCUUCUUCGCGGUGAAUAUCGAGAUGCUGCUCGUUGGCCAGCUUCUCUGCGGCCUUCCUUGGGGUGUUUUCGCGACUACCGCUCCAGCCUAUGCCUCCGAAGUCGUGCCGCUUUCUCUCCGCGUCUAUUUGACCAGCUGGACCAAUAUGUGCUUCAUUAUCGGCCAGUUGAUCGCCGCAGGUGUACUCGCGGGCCUGGUUCAGAUUGAAAACCAGUGGUCUUACCGCAUUCCGUUCGCGAUCCAGUGGGUCUGGCCUGUCUUUCUCAUCCCGCUCCUCUGCUUUGCUCCCGAGUCACCAUGGCACCUGGUCCGUCACCACCGCCUUGAGGAGGCCGAAAAGUCUCUUAGCCGCCUGCAAUCCAAGUCCGCCAACAUCGACACCAAAGAGACUCUAGCGACCAUCGUGCACACCAACGAUCUCGAGGAGCAGCUCUCCGUCGGAACGUCCUACUGGGAUUGCUUCAAGGGCUUCGAACGCCGGCGAACUGAGAUCGCUUGUGUCGCAUUCGCCGGCCAGGUCCUUUCCGGUUCCUCCUUUGCCUACAACAGCACCUACUUCUUCCAGCAGGUUGGCCUAACCACCUCCCAAACCUACAAUCUGAACGUCGGCGGCACCGGUCUCGCUCUUGUUGGAACACUCAUCUCCUGGUUCUGCUUGAUGCCCUACUUCGGCAGGCGCACAAUCUACCUUUGGGGCAUGGGUACGAUGUCUUUGAUCCUCUGUAUCAUUGGCUUUCUCAACGUUCGGACCUACGAGUCAUCAUACGGCAUGGCGCAAGCCGUGCUUACGCUUGCCUGGACCUUCACCUUCCAGCUCUCCAUCGGACAGCUCGGCUGGGCGCUGCCCGCCGAGAUGGGCUCGACGCGCCUGCGCCAGAAGACGGUCUGCCUCGCCCGAAACGCAUACUACAUCUGCGGCGUCAUCUCCAACGUUCUGCAGCCCUACUUCAUGAAUCCAACCCAAUGGAAUGCGCGCGGCUAUACGGGCUUCUUCUGGGGCGGGACUGCUUUCCUCACCUUUGUCUGGGCGUACUUCCGGCUGCCGGAGACAAAGGGCAGGACAUAUGAUGAGCUGGAUGUGCUGUUUGCGAAGGAGGUGUCUGCAAGGAAGUUCAAACAUACCAACGUGGAUUCUUUCAAUAGCGAGGAGACUAGGAGGUUGAGUGUUGCGGUAGCAGAGAGGAGGAAUAGCUCGGUCUUCAGGAGGCCGAGUGUGGCCCAUUGA
Coniosporium apollinis CBS 100218 is the source of this 1689-nucleotide messenger RNA. RefSeq lists its product as uncharacterized. Gene Ontology annotation, cellular component: membrane. The coding region runs from base 1 to 1689 and encodes 562 amino acids. Gene Ontology annotation, biological process: carbohydrate transport; transmembrane transport. The transcript is spliced from 2 exons. Gene Ontology annotation, molecular function: carbohydrate:proton symporter activity. The record is from RefSeq and is a predicted model, not a curated record. Lineage: Eukaryota; Fungi; Ascomycota; Dothideomycetes.